Carica papaya (papaya) is the source of this 890-nucleotide messenger RNA. Its product is annotated as Ran BP2/NZF zinc finger-like superfamily protein. Gene Ontology annotation, cellular component: cytoplasm. NCBI's taxonomy places the organism in Eukaryota, Viridiplantae, Streptophyta, Magnoliopsida, Brassicales, Caricaceae. The record is from RefSeq and is a predicted model, not a curated record. Gene Ontology annotation, molecular function: mRNA binding.
UUAUGAAGUAUAUAAAUCUCUCCCUCUCCCUUGCUCCAAACAAAAACUCACGAGCAGUUUGCACAUCAACUCACCACUCCUCUCUUUCUUCUCUCCCACUUUCACCCACUUCCAUUAGUCAUCUCCUAGGCUUUUAUCCAGGGGAAGAUGAGCCGACCAGGUGAUUGGAACUGUAGGUCAUGCCAGCACAUGAACUUUCAGAGAAGGGACUCGUGCCAGCGGUGCGGCGAGCCGAGACCUGGCAGUGACCACAGAGGGGAUUACGGCGGUUUCGGCGGUGGCCGGAUGGUCUCGUCGUUCGGGUUCAGUACCGGGCCCGACGUGAGGCCAGGCGACUGGUACUGUGGUGUGGGCAACUGUGGCGCACACAACUUUGCCAGCCGCUCUAGCUGCUUUAAGUGCGGCGCCUCCAAAGAUGAUUCGCCCGGUGGAUUCGACGGCGGUGAUAUGCCGAGAAUCAGAAGCUUUGGCUUUGGUGGCACUGGCAGCACCAGCCGCUCUGGCUGGAAGUCCGGCGACUGGAUUUGCUCCAGGUCGGGUUGCAAUGAGCAUAACUUUGCGAGCAGGACGGAGUGUUUCAGGUGCAGUGCGCCAAGGGACACUGCUAGCAAGUCUACUUCCUAUUGAUAAAUCAUGGAUUUCACAAUUUUCUGGUGCUGCUGCAGUUGAUGAUGGGAGAUAGAACCAAGAAAGAAGAUGCAUAUGCUUAUGCAAUUAUCAGCUUUAUCAUGGCAUCCCAUAUUACUUUUUUUUUUUUUUUUGGCUCCUAUAUAUAUAUAUAUUUAUUUUUUCCAAUAUCUUAAUUAGGGUUCUUAUUAGGGUUGAAGACUUUUGAUUAAUUAAGUUGAAGAGUGUGAGAGGUUUUCUUAAUUAAUAUUUAAUAUUAUAUA